AUGCAGACCUCCCUACACAUUAGGUGUGCGGCGGCGCUCUGUCUGCAGAGCGGCCGUGGGGGAGAGCCGUCCAUCCUCGUUUUGGAGAUGAGGCCAGUCAGCUGUGCGGAGGGCCGGUCACCCGAGGGGCCCACCCCGGCCCCUCCUGUCCUGCGCCGCGGAGACGUGUUGCCAGCGCGUCAAGCGCCCACGCAGGGCGGAGGCGGGGGUGGGGAGCAGCGUUCCCACAGACCCGUCGGCCUGGGAGGCGUCACUCCCUGGAGGCAGAGCAGCCCUGCUUCCUCCAGCGUGUCCUCAGGUCGCCCGCUCCUGGCUCUUCAUGGAGCGGGGCAGGCCGGCCUGGAGGCCGAGCAGAAGGCCGAGGCCGCGGCUCCCACGGCGGCAAGGUCGGGGAGCCCAGCGCUGGGCCGGGCGCGCGGGGCCUGGGGUGGCCCUCGGUCAGGAAGGCGGCCUCGGCCAGCAGGCCCCCUCCCUGGGGCAGCCCUGCGCCUCUGCCCCCCCAGAGAGGCCCACCUGGCCCCUGACCUCCCUCGGAGACGAGCGGAGGCAAAGGUUACUCGGGGCUCUGAGACAGAAGUUCAGCAAUUGCAGAGCCCCUGCGAGCCCCCAGCGGCGAAGCGGGCCAGGGCGGCCAAGGCUGUGGAUGUUCACCUUCUUCCUUCCUUUGGGCCAAGGCUUUGA
Rangifer tarandus platyrhynchus (Svalbard reindeer) is the source of this 681-nucleotide messenger RNA. The record is from the annotation of a GenBank genome assembly. Lineage: Eukaryota; Metazoa; Chordata; Mammalia; Artiodactyla; Cervidae.